Molecule: messenger RNA, 2957 nt
Organism: Prosopis cineraria
Lineage: Eukaryota; Viridiplantae; Streptophyta; Magnoliopsida; Fabales; Fabaceae
Product: probable arabinosyltransferase ARAD1
Exons: 3
Coding region: 827-2317 (496 amino acids)
Molecular function (GO): glycosyltransferase activity
Source: RefSeq, a predicted model, not a curated record
UGCACCUUUGUCAGAAAAGUCAAUUCCUUUCCUCUUACCGUGUCCCAGAGCACGACGAUGGAGUCGCGUGGUUGAAACUGACGAUCAUAUAUCUGCUUGCGAGUUGCGAGUUCGUCUUCACCCAUUACGUCUGGUGAUUAAUUAAUGAGUACCCAGAUGCAAAAUUUAUGCAUUUAUCACCUCGUGUUCUCUCUCCCACCUUAUUGAUGUUUACUUCUGCCCUCUUCAAUGUCCCCAGCAACAUUUUCUUAGGUUUCCUGUGGGCGUGCAUCUCUUCCCCUAUAUAGAGGGUUUGGACGCUUUUCUAAUAUUGUUGUAGUUCCAGAGAUUGUUAGCUGAUUGCGUGCUCACUCCAUCUGAUAAGUUCUUGCUUUCCAGGUUGCUUCUUCAUUUUCUUGUGCACAUCUGUUGCUGGUUCCGAUGACGCGUCAAUGCAGACUGAAUAAAUUUGAAUUUCUGGGUCGUCCUGGUCAUUUUUUUAAAACAUAUAUCUGUUUUUUCUCUUAAUUAAAAUAAGGGACCAUUUCCCAUUGUGCUAUAUGUGGCAAUUUGUUGUGAAUGUGCUGCUAGAAAUCGUUGUCACUAAAACAUAGAGGGUUUAACCGCUUAAGAGCCAUCAAUGGUUAUGUCGUUUCGUAUUUAUGAAUUGCAAUUUAAGAGUUGCUACUGCGAAGCCAUCGCCCUCCUCAGUUGAAGCUCCUACGUUGUGUAUUCGGUUCGUGCUCUUCAUUCACUGUUAGAGAACAUAAGAUCUAACUAUUUUCUGCUGCUUUUUGCCUUGCUCUCUGCUGGAAUCCCAGAAACUUACAUUCCUUGUUUUUCAAAAAUGUCAGAGAAGAACAUGGUUCCAUCAAGAUUAAUAUUUUGUUUGAUUGUGGUUUCUAUGUUCCUUUUGGUCAUGUCUUCGAUUUUCCUCCUUCAGUUUAGUGAUCAUUCGUUCAUACCUAGAUCGGUGUUUGAGCUUAUUCUGGUCAAUAACACAUCAUUUUACUUCAAUCCCAAUAUCAAGAAGGAGGAAAAUAUACUUCCUCCCUUCCCUGCUGGAGACAAAAAAAUUCAAGCUCAAAGGCCCGGGGAUUUGGACUGUCAAAUUUCCAAAUCAAGCCAGAAACUGAGUUCCAUAGAACUACAGAGAAUUAUGCCAUGUGACCCUGCUGGGGCAAUUUUGAGAGUGUUCAUGUAUGACUUGCCUCCUGAAUUUCACUUUGGGAUAUUGGGUUGGAAGGGAAGUGAAAGCCAAACAUGGCCAUUGGUGGAUGACCCGAAACUAGUCCCAUCAUAUCCAGGUGGACUAAAUUUACAGCACAGUCCAGAAUACUGGCUCACCCUUGAUCUCCUGUCAUCAAACUUUGCAGAAGUUGUCCGACCUUGCACUGCAGUUAGAGUGCUUAAUUCAAGUGAAGCAGAUGUAAUUUUUGUUCCGUUUUUCUCAUCUCUGAGUUACAACCGGCUCUCUAAGAUUCAAGGGGAUGAGAAAGUUAGCAUGAAUGAAAUGUUGCAAGAAAAGUUGGUACAAUUUCUUUUGAGCCGGGAAGAAUGGAAGCGUUCAGGAGGAAAAGAUCAUCUCAUUGUAGCUCACCAUCCUAAUAGCAUGCUUGAUGCAAGAACAAAGCUGGGCUCGGCCAUUCUUGUUCUCGCAGAUUUUGGAAGGUAUCCUGUUGAAAUAGCGAAUAUAAAGAAAGAUAUUAUAGCACCCUAUAAACAUGUAGUAGGUACCAUACCAAGUGCUGAAUCAUUUUCAUAUAAGGAGCGUCCCACUCUCUUGUAUUUCCAAGGGGCAAUAUACAGGAAAGAUGGAGGAAUUAUUCGCCAAGAACUGUAUUAUCUUCUCAAAGAUGAGAAAGAUGUUCAUUUUGCAUUUGGAACCGUAAGAAGAAAUGGUGUACGUGAGGCAAGUCAUGGAAUGACCUUAUCUAAAUUCUGCUUGAACAUUGCUGGAGAUACCCCAUCCUCCAAUCGUCUCUUCGAUGCUAUAGCGAGCCACUGUGUUCCUGUGAUUAUUAGUGACAAAAUUGAGCUACCAUUCGAAGAUAUCCUGGAUUACUCAGAUUUCUGCUUAUUUGUCCGUGCCAAGGAUGCUGUGAGGAGAGGCUAUCUGCUGAAUCUGCUUAGAUCAAUCACACAGGAGAGGUGGACUGAGAUGUGGGAAAGAUUGAAGGAGAUUACGUUGCACUUUGAGUAUCAAUAUCCAUCCCAAAAUGGGGAUGCUGUGAAUAUGAUUUGGCGGGAAGUUGCACACAAGGUUUCUUCCACAAGGUUUGAUUUGCACAGGAAGAACAGAUACAAGAAAUCUCAGCUUCUUGUCAAGACUGACUGAAAUACUGAGGUGUUCAAAGGAUCGAAGGUCAUUGAAGGUGCAGGUGCCAAUUCCAUCUUUGUUUGCAAAUGCUCUGUUGCAACACCCUUUAGGCUACGAAAACUUCCAGGAAGCGGUGACUCCUCCUUGUUCCAUUUCAAUGCAAGAUUCUUGCUUGUCAGGCUACAAACUCUGUAUGGUUCAGAAGCUAAAAUCCCAAUACAAAAUAAGAGAACCAACCCUCUGAAAGUGAAGAAACUCAUCCUUCUGUGAAAUGGAAAAUGUUGGAGGAACGGAAGCUUUUUUGUUUAAAGCAAUAAUGGAGAGGAGCUGGAUAGCUUGAGUCAAGUGUUAUUGCCAAUGCCUGUAAGAAUAAGCCUGAAGUUUAUCUUCUACGGGAUUUGGGAGGAUAAAAGCAUAAAGCAGGAGAAUAAGAAGGAGCAGAAGAUGUAGGGAAGUUUUAGAUUCGCCUCAAUCAUAAGCAUGCUCUGGAAGCUGAUAUAUAAGGCUGUUUUAGUCGACUAUGAUAGGUUUGAACAAAAGUGUUGAUUGGAACAAUAUCCUUGGGAAGACAAGUAUCUUUUCAUUCAGUUUCCCUACAUUCCUAUCAUUUGCCUUGCUCUUUUUUACCAAACAAAGACCGAAUCCUCCUUCUCUUGAA